Labeo rohita (rohu) is the source of this 5770-nucleotide messenger RNA. RefSeq names its product cordon-bleu WH2 repeat protein (gene cobl). Bases 436 to 4650 code for a protein of 1404 amino acids. The transcript is spliced from 16 exons. The record is from RefSeq and is a predicted model, not a curated record. Gene Ontology annotation, molecular function: actin monomer binding. Gene Ontology annotation, biological process: actin filament network formation; actin filament polymerization. NCBI's taxonomy places the organism in Eukaryota, Metazoa, Chordata, Actinopteri, Cypriniformes, Cyprinidae. Gene Ontology annotation, cellular component: perinuclear region of cytoplasm; axonal growth cone; dendritic growth cone.
UUAUCAGUUCCAUAUUGAUAUUACAAGAAUCCUACUGAUAAUUACGUCAAAUUUACGCCUUGAUAGUUACGCUAAUGUUAACUCUUCUCUAGAAAAAACUCUUUUCGAUGGUGAGAGUUAUUUAUUGACAGUCUUACAGUAUCAGUACUGUUUACUGUAGCACACGCGCUUCCAACGGCUCGUUCUCCCGGGCGCGUUCUCGCAGAAUUCCUGGCUCAGGCUGCCGUUGAGCGCGGGCUCGAGAAUCCGCGGGAACGGCGCUGCCUGGUGGACGGAUUAGAAUAGAAUUCAGAACUCCUGUGUGCUUGUUGUUGUCUGUCCAUGAAGCCGAAUCCGGGUGACACUUACAUGAAGAAGUGUGAAAUUGAAUCCCAAUGUCCCGCCUGGAUGUACGAGUAAAUUGCGUUGAUACAAAGCGGAUUUAGUUUAUGACAGAUGAAUUUGGGAGACACUACAAUCAGACCUCCUGUGGGGAGGAGAAUGAAGGCCAAGGCGCCCCCUCCACCUCAACCUCCCCAGCCUGCCCCCCGCAGGAUCUUCCGUAAUGCCGUUCCUGAUGGAGGAGGAUCUUCAGGGGGAGACAGCAAGGAGAACAUGCUUCAACCCUCUGUGGAUCUCCACAUCAGUCUUCCUACAGGGUACCAGACCACCGUCAAUGUGGAUGGCAGGAAAGCUCUGAUGGAUUUGCUGGUAGAUCUGUGCAGUCAGUACCGUCUGAAUCCAGCAUAUCAUACUUUGGAGCUGCUGUCACCCGAUGCUCAGCCUGUCAGCUUUAAGCCCAACACCCUGCUGGGCGCCCUGGAUGUCUCUUGUGCCCUGAUCAAAGAACGAGUUCUGGAGGACAAGGUGAUCCGGAAACCUCCACCCAAAGUGCCAGAGAAAACGGUACGUUUGGUGGUGAACUAUCACCGCAGUCAGAAGGCUGUUGUUCGAGUAAAUCCAUUGGUCCCCCUACAUACUCUGGUGCCCGUGAUCUGUCAGAAGUGCGAAUUUGACCCGGCCCAUGUCCUUCUAUUCAAAGACAACAUCAGCCACCAACAGCUGGACUUGGACAAGUGCCUGGGCGAGCUGGGUAUCAGGGAACUCUAUGUCCUGGAUCAAACACUAGUUCUCCAGCCUAAAAUGGCUUCGACGCCUGCCUUGAACUACUCAGCUGAAUCUCUUCACUCCAACAGUCUGAGUGGAUCAGAGAAAAAGGGUCUGCUGGGCUUCCUCAAGUUUAAUCGCAGGAAAUUAAAGACUGAAGAUCAGUCCUCUGAGGACAUGGACAGUCAUGAUGAUGAUAGUGUUGUUGACAAUGCAGACACUAACAUUGAUGGUAUGUCGGUGGUGGCAAGCGGGCCAUGCGUGGAGACCCGUCCCAGCACUCUGGGUCAGUCUCAGUCUGUGAUGAACAUCUCCAAGAUGUCCCCAAAAGUGGAAUUAAAGAAACGCAGAGCUCCAGCACCCCCACCAGCUCCCACACAGACUGUACCACCGACAUCGCAGAUAAGCUCUCUGUCCUCACACAACCAGCUUAAGAAGCGAAAGGCUCCAGCAGCUCCACCCACACCAUCGCCCGAACCAGUUAUUUCCACUUCUGUGCCUACUGCAUCUGUGCGGGCCCCCUGCGUCCCGGUGCCAGUUGAAAGGACCCCGAUGCCAGCUCCCAGAGCCUCAACUCCAGCCGAUGAUUCUGAUCUGAGCCAUAGUAUUGAGGAUUCAGAGCCAGCCAGGUCCAUCUGUAGUAGCUCCAGCAGUGAUGUAGCUGCAGGAUCCAGCAGCAGUAGUCUAGCUGAAGAACCUGUAACACAUCAGGUUCAUGUGAUGGCUGCAUACACCACUUAUACACCAGAACCCGAACCAGAACCAGAACCUGAACCUGAACCUAAACCUGAAUACAAGGAAGAAGCAGCUCCUCAGACUCCGCCAGAACAAGAACCAGGUCCAAGUUCAGAGGAUCAAAUGGCAGAGGACCCAGAGCUAGAAAUGGAGCUAAAAAUGGAAGAGAUGGAGAAUAACCGUAAUAGUGGAAUAGCCUGGCUGCAUUCAGCUCAUGAGUCUGUGUCAGAGAGGAUGGCAGAGCACGAAGUGGAAACGGUGUCUGUUGCCAGCAGUGAGAGUUUUGCAGACCAGGGCUAUGCAGCAUCAGAGGGCAUGGCCGAAGAGUCCGUCCCAGUCUCUCCUUCUGAAAGGAUGCAGUCUGUGUCACCCAUGUCUGCUAACCAGUCCAAAGACUCCAGUGACAGCGAUGAGGGUUGUGCGACCUGGGGCUCCAGACAAAGUGGAAAUAUUCAGCGAGGACAUCAGUCAAUCAAGAGACAAAAUGGAUAUGAAGAAGAUUACCAAGAGAUUACUGCUGAGAUACAGCUUACCCUGGCCAAUCUAGAUGCAAAUCUGGAAGACAUUAAUCGUUUAGAAAGAAAAUCUGUGUUGCUGGAUGAUGAAAUACCUGUGUCCAUUGUUGACAUGGACAUUCCAGUGACAACUAUUGAUGAAGUUCUUGAUGAUGACCGGUGCAGCUCGAGUGAGUGCGAGGCACCAUUGUCACGCAGCUCUCAAAACAUCACCAGCCAAUUGUGUGCACCAUGUGAAGCUAUCCAAAACAAAAACAACAAUGCCUGCCUGACAGAGGAGAAACAUAGAAGUCCAUACCCAGACAUAGAGAAGCAGUCACAAGAGACUACACUCACAGUUAUUGAGAGAAAGAUGAGUCCAUCUCCAACCAAUGAGAUGCCAUCACAAGACACUAAGCCUGUGAAACAGAAACAGGGCAAUAUGGAACAGAAGGCUGUCUUCAACUCUAAGAGUAAAGAGACUAGUAAAGAGAAGAGUAAAGCUAUAACUGAAGAACUAAAGAGUCAGAAAGACACAGAAGUAUCACAAAAGUCUCAAAGUUUUGUGCGUCCUGCUGUUCAAAGCAUUCAAAAGGUUCCUGAUGAGAGACUGAAAACUGCACCUGUGGUUCAGAGGGUCAGUACAGAGACUGCUUGUGAAGAAAGGACACCUAUUACCAAAGUCCCGACAAAUCAGGGUAAGAUCACCUUGAGUUCCGUCUCUCGCUUUGGAAUGAAAACCUUCACAGUCGUCCCUCCCAAACCAGCUGUGUCUCAGACCAAGCCUGCAGGCUCUGUAGUCAUAGGUGCCAUUAAGAUUGAUGAGCAGGGCAACAUGGUUCCACAGAGACAGAUUUCCAGCGGCCCAAAGAAAAAUGUCAAUCCCAGUGUUGACACUAUUACAGAAACAUCCCCAUUGGAUAAAGCCAAAGCAUUCUGGAGCACUGCAGAGAAGCAAGACCAAUCAACUACGAUCAACCGAGGACCCGUAGUAAACAAUAAGGAUACUGAUGUGUUCAAACCCUCGAAUGUGUCUGGAGUCUCUAAACUUUCAGUGAAAUCACCUCCUGAGGAAGCACACAAAGAGGUCAUUAUAUUGGAAAGGAAGCCCAUAUCUAUAGUGGCAGUUCCAGAGCCUGCAGAAAAUCCCUCUUUCACAGCUGAAAAGCGAGAUCUCUCUUUUCUUAAACCUUCCAAAAGAACCUCCAGCCAAUAUGUAGCUUCUGCCAUUGCUAAAAACAAUAGCCUUCCCAACACUAAAAUAGAUAUCAAGCAAGCGCCAUCAGAGUCCGUUGUUGGUGUUCAAAAACCUGUCAAUCCACAAUUUAAUAGUGAAGUUAAACUUACAAACAUCCACAAACCUGCUGCUGCUUUCAAACAUCCUGAAAAUUCAGUGCCUUCUUCUGCACACCCUAAACACCUGCAAAGUUACCUCAGUCGUGUUGCAGAAAAGCCGACAAGUUCUGAGAGGAUAAGCAGUGUUGAAAAAGGCACUCUGCAUGGGGAAGACAAAACCAAAUCUCUGGACUCACAUCCCUUGAAUAACAAAAUCCAGCCUUCUACACAUGUGUCUGCUCACAUUAAACCCACGGAAUCAUCUUCUGAAGAAGCCACAUCAAUCAAUAAGUUUCCAGACACCUCCUCUGCCAGACAGACGCCAACAGACACCACAUUUCCACCACUUACAAAGAAGCCAGAGUUAAACAAAUCUGAGAAUCCAUCUGAACCAAACCAGGGUAACUUGUUUGGACCAGUUAAGAAGUUCAAGCCUGUUCAUUUUAAGCCUGUACAGAAGGAUACUUCUAUCCAUAGCUCGCUGAUGGAGGCCAUACAGUCUGGAGAAGGCAUUGAACGGCUCAGAAAGGUGUCUGGCUCGUCUACCAGCAGCACAGUUAAGAAGCCAUCUUACAAUGAUGCGGAUAACGAGCGUUCAGCACUUCUUUCAGCAAUAAGAGCUUCAAGCAACUCUGCCAGACUGAAAAAGACCAAAUCAGGAGCAGCUAAGGAGUUGGAGCAGCUCAGGAAGCUUGAGGAGGAAAGAAACGUCCAGGGAGCUGAUAUCUCACCUCCUCCCACCUCUUCUCCUGUUUUUGUGCCACCCCCACCUCCAGCCUUUAAUCCUCCCCCACCUCCACCUGCAGCGCCAGUCAAGACCCCUAUAGUGCUGCCUGCUGGAGGAAACCCAGAGGCGGCCCGAGAGGCUCUUCUGGAGGCCAUUCGCUCAGGAUCUGGGGCUCAACGACUGAGGAAGGUCCCUGUCACACAGAUGAGACGGAAAGUGAAUGGAAGACUUGGCACCAUCCAGGCAACAUCACCACUUCCUUAUGGGCGCUAGAAACCUUCACUGGAUCAUCGUUUGGGGUUCACCCAUCGCCAAAUCUGGUGUUGAAGCAUUUAUGCUAAUGCUGUUGCAGAUAUGCUAACACAAUAUUCACAGCCUUCUUUAUUUAUAGUAAUAUGCUGCUUCACAUCCGUGCCAAUACUAAUUUGCCUAGUUUCAGGCAGUUUUAUGUCCUGCUACUGACAUUCUAAUGAUGAGAUUGAAGUUCUUUGUUAAUGCUGCUUUGAGUUUGAUUUUUUUUUUCAUCCAUCUGCCUGAAUUCUGUAUAUCUAUCAGUAUUAUACCUGAAUAUAUUAUGCAGGUAUUUACUGUUGCAUCACAGUAUAGGGUGGUAGGCUGCAAUUGUAUCCACCUGCCAAUCACAACAGUCUGUGGCUUUUUAAUUUUUCUUUUUUAAAGGAACACAAACAGAAAACACUAAGAGAUUUUUAAUUGUUAUUAUAAAGGUGUUUCUUUCAAUGUUUUGUUAUUUUGAUAAUUAGAUCACAGUCAAAUUUCAUUUAAAAAGUGAACUAGAAAAUUUAGAAAAUGUUGACAAUUGACACUUUUAUUUUUGAAGCAUUGUACAGUAGAUACACAUGCCGUAUAUUUGACCAAUACACUAAUGCACUUUCUCUAAAACAGAUUAUUUUGAAAACUCUUAUAGAUUAUUUUGAAAGCCUUAUAGAUACUGUAUGAUUGGACAUAAUGUAAUCAAUUCUUUCUCACCAGUCUUCUUAACAACUGAGAUCUAGAGCUGUCAUGGUGAUUCAGUUUAAUUUAUUCCAUUGCGAAAAUCAUACACUACUAUAAUUAGAGUAAAUUGUUUAAUAUAUUUACACAAGUUGUAAAUGUAUUUAUGUUGUUGUAAUUUAGCAUUCUAGACUAUAUGACAGGCCUGUACAGUGGUAAUCUUAUUGAAUAAAUGACUUGGGUAUAAGUCAACAAGUGGAAAUUUUGUAAAAAUAUACCUGACACUAAUAUAGUAAGUUUCAAAUCUGACACUAAAGCAUUUAGUGCAAUGAAAAUAUUUUUUAAUUAUGCUUUUGUAAUGUAAUGUAUUUUUAUUUUUUAUUUUUUUGAUUGCAGCACAAACUGAAUCAAACUUGUAAAUCAAUAAAAAUAUUUUACAGUC